AUGUGCGAGUACUUUUUAUAUUACAUCUCCAACGAAUUCAAGGACCAGCUGAAGCAGUUGAUUCCGUUUGUCCUGGAUCCUAGUCAGCUCUUAGAAAAGGAGAUCAACGGCUCGAAAGUAACUUGCCGAGGCCUCUUGGAUUCCCCCCUCCCCCUACAGAAAGAAGACAUCAACAAUGAUUGGCUGGGGAUGGAGAAUGAUCCCUUGACAGGAUUUUCGUGGCGGGGGGGCUCCGAUCCCGAGACCACCGGCAUUCAGAUCUGGAGCGAAGUCUUCAUCGUGAUGAAGCCCAACGGGAAGAAGGUCGCUGUUGUGCUGAUGGACACCCAGGGGGCCUUUGACAGUCAGUCCACCGUCAAAGACUGCGCCACCAUUUUUGCCCUCAGCACCAUGACCAGCUCCGUUCAG
Thamnophis sirtalis is the source of this 408-nucleotide messenger RNA. The record is from RefSeq and is a predicted model, not a curated record. NCBI's taxonomy places the organism in Eukaryota, Metazoa, Chordata, Lepidosauria, Squamata, Natricidae.